AUGACCAUCAACGAAAACAGCUCUCUCCUUUCAGAAAAAAGAAGAAUCAUUCAGAGUGAUCCCAAGAUAGACGAUGGUACUCAAACAGUCAUCUCGACCAAUGACGUCAUUAUACGUCAUAUGAAUAUUAUCUUAUUAUCAUCAGCAGUGAUAAUUGGUGGUGUCAGUAAAGCACAAUAUAUCUACAAAUGGGUUUCCGUCAAUACGGUACUUCCUGACGUUAUCCAAGGAGUCAAUGUGUCUUCGCCUGGAAACAUUUUGCAGCAAUGUGCUACCAAUUCUUCGUCUGAUGCAGAGAACGAAUACCAAAGACUAUCAGCUCGCAUGGCACUUUAUUUCACAUUGAUGGAAAAAAUAAUCGCCCUUCCAGUUCUAGUACUUUUCGGAAUUUAUUCAGAUUUUAUCGGUCGUAAACCUUUAAUGGCCCUUGGAGCUCUCGCGGAAUGUGCCAAAUACGGAAUGAUGUCAUUUUUCAUUUACAAAGACUUUCAUAUCAACUAUCUAUUUGUCUGUUAUGCUGUUAGUGGUUUAGGAGGAACUUACUAUUCAUUCCAUCUUGCCAACUUUGCUUCCGUUGCAGAUACAACAGCGCGAGGUAAACAAAGAUCUUUCAAUAUUGCAUUAAUUGAUGCUGUCAUCGGUAUAAGUGGUCUGGCGGCACAGAUCGCAGCUGGUUACCUGAUAAAAAUAACAGGGUUUGUUUAUAUCAACGUGAUGGUAGCUGGGCUACUUGCAAUGCUUUUACUAUCCGUAAUAUGCUUAUUCAAAGAAACACGCGUGAAAGGCAGUCAAGCUAACUCACCAAGAUCCAAAAUAACUUGGAACAUUUGUGAUGCAAUCAAACGAAUUACAGGUUUUUACACUCAUAAGGAACAAAGACGAAACACGCCACUUUCUAUCUUCUUGACAUUUGCUUUUGCUUUUAUUUUCGCAUAUUGUGUUGCUACUGCUAGGGGAGAUAUAGAGGUUUUAUAUAAUUUAAAUUUUCCAUUCUGUUGGUCCUCUGUGAAGAUUGGUUAUUACCGGGCCGUGAAAGACUUUGUCCAAAUGGUCAUUGGAAUUACGUUGAUAAAAGUUUUGCAUUCAUGCACUAGUGAUGAAAUCAUCAGCAUCCUGGGAUGCAUCUCUGGAAUCGCCUCCAUGGGGGUAAUGGCGUUUGCUUCAAAGGAGUGGAUGUUGUAUCUUGCUGUAGGACUUGGUAUAAUGUGUUUACUUCCGUUACCACUGAUAAGAGGGAUUUUUUCGAAAACAGUUUUGCCUGAUAAGCAAGGUGCGUUGUUUGCAAAUAUCUACAUUUUAGAAAUAUUGUGUGGUUUAGGAGGGAGUACUAUUUUCAACAAUAUUUAUGCCGAAACGCAAAACACUAUGAAGGGAAUGGCAUUCCUUGUCAUGGCGGGAUUUUACUUCUUAUCAGGAGUUUUGUUAAUUAUCUGCUUAUGUAUGACGACGGCGCAGGAGACAUCUACUCUAUGCAUACAAGGGAAUAUUGAACCUUCAGUAAACCCCAGAAGUAACACGCCACGCCAAGAUAACAUGGAUUUAAAGCGCAGCAAAGCAUCUGAUAUUACCAGCAAUAUACUGGCUGAUACAGAGGAACUUGACUCUAGCAUGUAG
Ylistrum balloti is the source of this 1614-nucleotide messenger RNA. RefSeq names its product proton-coupled folate transporter-like. NCBI's taxonomy places the organism in Eukaryota, Metazoa, Mollusca, Bivalvia, Pectinida, Pectinidae. Gene Ontology annotation, molecular function: transmembrane transporter activity. The record is from RefSeq and is a predicted model, not a curated record. Bases 1 to 1614 code for a protein of 537 amino acids. Gene Ontology annotation, biological process: transmembrane transport. Gene Ontology annotation, cellular component: membrane. The transcript is spliced from 4 exons.